GACCUAUCAGUGUAUCUGCGAGGGUUCAUACUUGAACACACUUCCGCUUUGGAAAAAUCCAGGUUACAGUAUAUAAAUAUUCAAUACGACACCGGAACAAAGUCAGCAACGCGUAGGCCUUCGCAAAGGUGGGGCGAUGGGGGUGUGCUUGUUAUAACGGGAUGAUGCUGCACCUGCUUGAUCAUGUUUUAAUUUGAUUGACUGUUUUGUCAGGAUUCUUUCAAGUAGAAAAUUUCAAACAACAAGCAUUCGACAUGUGUUCGUCGGCUUUUGUUUUUUCCGUUGUUACUAGCUUUACUGGUGUGCUGUGUUGUUUUCUCCUGCCACAACCAGUGUAUCCCUGCAUCCGCCUUAACAACAGACCCAUCAUAGGGAUCCUGGCACAAGAAAAUCAAAAGAGCGAUCUCCACCCUCAGGGGAUAUCUUACAUUGCUGCUUCAUAUGUAAAACACCUGGAAGCAGCUGGAGCCCGAGUGGUGCCUGUGAGAAUAAAUCGUACAGAGGAUGAAUAUGAAAAGCUUUUCUACUCCAUAAAUGGGUUGUUGCUACCAGGAGGAGAAGUGGAUAUUGAAAGAUCCCAGUUUGCCAGAGUGGCGAAGAUAUUCUAUGAUCUGGCAAUACAGGCCAACGAUGAAUCUGACUACUUUCCAAUCUGGGGAACGUGUCUAGGAUUUGAGCAGCUAACAGUUCUCACCAGUGGCAAAAAUAUUCUGACUGUAACAAAAACAGAAGGAGUCGCUCUCCCGCUGACAUUCACUCAAGCUGCCAAAGAAAGUAGGCUUUUUAAGACGUUUCCCAAGGAUUUGUUACAAGCGCUGUCUACAGAGAACAUCACAGCUAAUUAUCACGACUGGAGCCUUUCCUUGCAGAAUUACACCAACAACAAUAAGUUACAAAGUUUCUACAAGAUUCUGUCAACCAACACAGAUGGACAUACAGAGUUUAUAUCCACAAUGGAGGCUUAUAAGUACCCUUUCUAUGCUGUCCAGUGGCACCCGGAGAGAAAUGCUUUCGAGUGGGUGCAGAAGAGAGGCAUGGCUCACUCCCCUUCUGCUGUGAAAGCAUCAUUUUACACAGCCGACUUCUUUGUAAACGAAGCCAGAAGAAACUUCCACCACUUUGCGACUAAGACUGAAGAGGAAGAUGCCUUGAUCUAUAACUAUUGUCCGGCUUUCAAGGGGCAAGACGUUGCAUUUCUGCAAAAGUAUUACUUUGAUUAAAACCCAUUCUCUUUGUAUCAUCAUUCCAGUAUAAAUCUAUAUAACUUGGUUCCUGUUUUCGUUCCUUUUAAAACAGUGUUGUUUUUCUACCAGGGGUGUUAGUUACAAUACUCUACUGUAAUUAGAAACCUCAGAACCUUCAUUCAGCAAUGAAGAAGCGCGGUCGCAGGACACUACCACUCAGUAGAUGACCGUUGAAAAUAUGUAUGUAUUUAGCUUUAAAAAACAAACUAAACAGAAGGCAGGCAUAACAUUAAAAUAAAUGUGUACAUUUACUGGUUUGUAAUUGCUGUAGAACCCUAAUCGAAGGCAAAACCUUCGACAUGGUCAACUAGAAGGUGGUAAUGUCCUCAAGUCAGGGUUCUGUUGCUGUAGUAACACAUACUGUAGUGGAGGUAUGCAUCAUAGACACUGAGCCCCAUUAACACAUAGCUAACACAAUCAAGACAAAAGUUCAUAUUUAUCUGCUGAGCAGACUAGUUACCAAACCCCUAGUUGUGAGGAAAGACAAUGCACAUAAUGCUCUGUUCUACAAAGAAUACUGACCGCUGAAUGUGCUGUAUGUCCCCCUUUGAGGGGAUUCUCUGCUGUAUAGUAGGACUAUAAAGAAACAUGGGAAUAAAGUUAGAGAAGCGUUUUAACUGUGUUUUAACUGUCAUUGUUUUUCUUGUUGGUAUACAAUACUGACAAAAUAGACAUUGGUCUAUUAUUACCGCCUUAUAAUUUAAAAUUCUUUUAAAUGCAAUUUGAUAGAAUUGAAACGUGAUUAUGUAAAAAAAAAAAAAAAAAAAAAAAAAAAAAUCAAAUUGAAAGAAGCAUAUGUUGUCACGAGUAAGUUCUACAAUCAGUAUUUAUUAUAGGUAUUGAACAUGCAUGAAACAAAUGGAAGAUACUAAUCAAGCAUGCACAGUCUCAUUGAGUUAGGUUGCAAACUCAUAAAACCAGUGGUAUUGUAGUAAAAUAUUGGACAGUGCUGUGCAUGUGGUUAUUAAGCUUACACAUUCCACAUUCAUGGCUGUAUUCCUAAAGCUUUCAUUGGAGCACUUUGCAUUCACCUGCAUGUAAUAAAUUGAGACGAGUACCAUUUGAGAAGGUUUGCAAAUUCACAUGCAUUUGUCUACACACUAAACACAUUGUUUUGACAUUUAGAAAACAGACUUGUGUGUAAAGAUUUGGUGAAUUAAAACCAUUUGCAAAAAAAACCCUAGUGAUGAACCCUUCCGUAAAAACGUUCCGUAUUUUACUGUGUCUUUUCUAUUGUAAUACUGCAAUAAAGUGGGAUGUCAGUGGCUAAAAGUA
Polyodon spathula (Mississippi paddlefish) is the source of this 2519-nucleotide messenger RNA. RefSeq names its product zgc:171566. Gene Ontology annotation, biological process: tetrahydrofolylpolyglutamate metabolic process. Lineage: Eukaryota; Metazoa; Chordata; Actinopteri; Acipenseriformes; Polyodontidae. Bases 255 to 1220 code for a protein of 321 amino acids. Gene Ontology annotation, molecular function: gamma-glutamyl-peptidase activity. Gene Ontology annotation, cellular component: vacuole. The transcript has 9 exons. The record is from RefSeq and is a predicted model, not a curated record.